Thalassophryne amazonica is the source of this 1749-nucleotide messenger RNA. RefSeq names its product serine/threonine-protein phosphatase 2A 56 kDa regulatory subunit beta isoform-like. Gene Ontology annotation, cellular component: cytosol; protein phosphatase type 2A complex; nucleus. The record is from RefSeq and is a predicted model, not a curated record. The coding region runs from base 1 to 915 and encodes 304 amino acids. Gene Ontology annotation, molecular function: protein phosphatase activator activity. Gene Ontology annotation, biological process: protein dephosphorylation; signal transduction. The transcript is spliced from 9 exons. Lineage: Eukaryota; Metazoa; Chordata; Actinopteri; Batrachoidiformes; Batrachoididae.
AUGGGUUCAAUUGAUUUAUCAUCACUUUGUCUUUUUCUGUUUUUCAGGUUCAUAUAUGAAACUGAGCACUUCAACGGAGUGGCAGAGCUGCUGGAAAUACUUGGCAGCAUCAUAAAUGGAUUUGCGCUGCCUCUGAAAGCUGAGCAUAAGCAGUUCCUCAUUCGAGUACUCAUCCCGCUACACACGGCAAAGUCUCUUUCCAUCUUCCAUGCACAGCUGGCCUACUGUGUGGUGCAGUUUAUGGAGAAAGAUGCUACCGUCACCGAAUAUAUUAUCAGAGGGCUGCUGAAAUACUGGCCAAAAACCUGCACGCAGAAAGAGGUGAUGUUUCUGGGUGAGAUUGAAGAAAUCCUGGAUGUGAUCGAGCCGUCUCAGUUUAUCCGGGUCCAGGAGCCGCUCUUCAAACAGAUCGCAGCCUGUAUCUCCAGCCCUCACUUUCAGGUAGCAGAGAGGGCUCUUUACUUCUGGAACAAUGAAUACAUCCUCAGUUUGAUUGAGGAGAACUGUCAAGUCAUCCUGCCGCUGGUAUUCGCCACACUCUACAGAGUCUCCAAGGAGCACUGGAACCAGACCAUUGUGUCUCUGAUCUACAACGUGCUGAAGACUUUCAUGGAGAUGAACAGCAAACUGUUUGAUGACCUCACUGCCUCCUACAAAGUGGAGAAACAGAAAGAGAUGAAAAGGGAGAGGGAGCGAGCUGAGCUCUGGCGAACCCUGGAGGAACACCACGAGCGUCGGAUGCAGAUGAUCACAGAAGCUGCCAGAAACCAGCGCAACCUCCAGGAGCGAGGUGAAAGAGGGGAACCACCAAACCCUUCAUCCCCGCAGAUGGCACACUCCAUUCAGUCCGAGACCAAACCUAGCGGGGCCUCCUCAACCUCCUCUGGAGCUGGAAUCGGGGAGAGUGCCACUUAGGUGCCACUGAGCAGAGAUCAGACCACACAGGGGUUAAGGGACAGGGAGAAGAUAUGCCGUGCCAUGAAGGUGAAAGUGUUGGGCGGCCUCAGGCAGAAAAAGGUACAAAAUUAAAUUUAUACCUUGUAUCACUGUGGUGGUAGCUCACUCGGUUAUCCAAGGUAAAAACCUGCACCUUUUCCCUGGCCGCGUUGUGUGAAACUGUUUCACAUUUUUUGCUGCAGAUCAGAAGAUGAAUAUCACCUGAAAGUGCAGAUAAUAACUUAAAAUAAACAGGGUCAAAAACCAACAUGGGCUGCUGGCGUUGGGCUAAUGCUAACAAGGGUUAGCACAUGUCUAACUGCCAAGUCUGCACUGUGGCCUCGUAUUCAUCCUCUGGUCGAAAAUGCUUAUUUCUUGCAUGGAUAGCACAAUGCAUAAAUAAGCUACAGAAGCAGUUUCACACAAAAAAGUUCCCAAACUGUUGCAGCACAGACUCGAUUCACAAACCACACUCAGAUGCAGCUAUUACAUUUAUUGUAAAUAUGAAUAGACAGAGCCCCAGACAGAGAAAAAACAAACUAUAUCAGGGUGAAUUACCAAACAAACGUUCAACAUCGACAUGCACGCGCACACACACAAACACACACCUGGUUCUGGCACUGACUGCUCUCCCAUUCUGUUGGGUUCCACCAAAGGACGAGCCUAAAGUCCCUUGAGGCUAAAUAACUACUCAAGAAAAUGAUAAUGAUAUGAAGUACAAUAAUGUUCCUUCUUACUGCUUACUCUAUUACUACUCUACUAAGUACUACUGAUGAUGAUAAUGUUUUUUAAUAUAUAUAUAUAUAAAUAUAU